AUGAAGGCCGGCUCGGGGGAUCAGGGAAGCCCCCCGUGUUUCCUGCGCUUCCCGCGGCCCGUGCGGGUGGUAAGUGGCGCGGAGGCCGAACUCAAAUGCGUGGUCCUGGGAGAGCCGCCGCCCACUGUCUUGUGGGAGAAAGGCGGCCAGCAGCUGGUGGCCUCGGAGCGCCUGAGCUUCCCGGAGGACGGCGCCGAGCACAGCCUGCUGCUGAGCGGGGCGCUGCCCACCGACGCCGGGGUCUACGUGUGCCGCGCCCGUAACGCGGCUGGAGAGGCCUACGCGGCGGCCGCCGUCACUGUGCUGGAACCCCCUGCCCCAGAGCCCGAGCCUCAGUCCUCCGAGUGUCCGCUGCCGCCGCCGGGCACCGGAGAGGGCGCCCCCACGUUCCUGACGGGACCCCAAUCCCAGUGGGUGCUGCGCGGGGCGGAGGUGGUGCUGACGUGCCAGGUGGGAGGCCUCCCGGAGCCCGAGUUGUACUGGGAGAAAGAUGGGAUGGCCUUAGACGAAGUGUGGGACAGCAGCCACUUCGCGCUCGAGCCGGGCCACGGCGCGAGUGGCCAGGGCGCAAGUCUGACGCUGCGCAUCCUGGCGGCGAGGCUGCCGGAUUCCGGGGUGUACGUGUGCCACGCCUGCAACGCGCACGGCCACGCGCAGGCGGGCGCGCUGCUCCAGGUGCACCAGCCCCACGAAAACCCGCCCCAGGAUCCAGAUGAGGCCCCCAUACCCGUGGUGGAGCCGCUCAAGUGCGCACCCAAGACCUUCUGGGUGAACGAGGGCAAGCAUGCCAAGUUCCGCUGCUACGUGAUGGGCAAGCCCGAGCCCGAGAUCGAAUGGCACUGGGAGGGCCGACCACUGCUCCCGGAUCGCCGCCGCCUCAUGUACCGCGACCGCGAUGGUGGCUUUGUACUUAAGGUGCUUUACUGCCAGGCCAAGGACCGUGGGCUCUACGUGUGCGCGGCGCGCAACUCAGCGGGUCAGACUCUCAGCGCGGUCCAGCUGCACGUAAAAGAGCCCCGCCUCCGGUUUGCAAAGCCCCUGCAGGAUGUGGAGGGCCGAGAGCAUGGCAUUGUAGUGCUAGAGUGUAAAGUGCCCAACUCUCGGAUCCCCACGGCCUGGUUCCGAGAAGACCAACGCCUGUUGCCCUGCCGCAAGUACGAGCAGAUCGAGGAGGGCACUGUGAGACGCCUCAUCAUCCACAGACUGAAGGCGGAUGACGAUGGUGUCUAUCUGUGCGAGAUGCGGGGUCGAGUGCGCACUGUGGCCAACGUGACGGUCAAAGGACCCAUCCUGAAGCGCUUACCCAGGAAACUGGAUGUCCUGGAGGGAGAGAACGCAGUGCUGCUGGUGGAGACCCAAGAAGCUGGGGUCCAGGGGAGCUGGAGCCGCGAUGGCGAGGAGCUACCAAUCACUUGUCAGAGCAGUUGUGGUCACAUGCAUGCCCUGGUCCUUCCUGGGGUGACCCGAGAAGAUGCUGGCGAGGUCACCUUCAGCCUGGGCAACUCCCGUACCACCACUCUGCUCAGAGUCAAAUGUGUCAAGCACAGUCCUCCCGGGCCCCCUGUGUUGGUUGAGAUGUUUAGAGGCCAAAAGAAUACGGUCCUGUUGACCUGGAAACCUCCAGAGCCACCUCCAGAGGCCUCCUUCAUUUACCGCCUGGAGCGGCAGGAAGUCGGGUCUGAAGACUGGGUCCAGUGCUUCAGCAUUGAGAAAGCUGGAGCCGUAGAGGUGCCAGGGGACUGUGUACCCGCAGAGGGUGACUACCGCUUCCGCAUCUGCACAGUCAGCGAGCACGGCCGAAGUCCCCAUGUCGUGUUCAAUGGCUCUGCUCACCUUGUGCCCACAGCUCGCCUGGUGUCAGGCCUGGAGGAUGUGCAAGUGUAUGAUGGGGAGGAUGCCGUCUUCUCCCUUGAUCUGUCCACCAUCAUCCAGGGCACUUGGUUCCUUAACGGAGAACAGCUCAAGAGUAAUGAGCCAGAGGGCCAGGUGGAGCCUGGAGCCUUGCGGUACCGGGUGGAGCAGAAGGGCCUGCAGCACAGACUCAUCCUGCAGGCUGUCAAGCGCAAAGACACGGGGGCCCUGGUAGGCUUCAGCUGCCCUGGCGUGCAAGACUCGGCCGCCCUCGCUAUCCAAGAAAGCCCAGUGCACAUCCUGAGUCCCCAGGACAAAGUCUCACUGACUUUCACAACCUCUGAACGGGUGGUGCUGACCUGUGAGCUCUCCAGAGUGAACUUUCCAGCAACCUGGUACAAGGCUGGCCAGAAAGUGGAGGAGAGUGAAUCACUCAUAGUAAAGACAGAGGGGCGCAAACACCGCCUGAUCCUGCCCGAGGCUCAAGUCCGAGACAGCGGUGAAUUUGAAUGCAGAACGGAAGGGGUCUCAGCCUUCUUCAGUGUCACUGUUCAAGACCCCCCAGUACACAUCGUGGAACCCCGAGAGCAUGUGUUUGUACAUGCCAUCACUUCCGAGUGUGUCAUGCUGACCUGUCAGGUGGACCGAGAGGAUGCCCCUGUGCUCUGGUACAAGGAUGGGCAGGAGGUGGAGGAGAGUGACUUCAUGGUCCUUGAGAAUGAAGGACCCCAUCACCGCCUGGUGCUGCCUGCAGCCCAGCCCUCGGACGGGGGCGAGUUCCAGUGUGUCGCAGGAGAUGAACGCGCUUAUUUCACUGUCACCAUCACAGAUGUCUCUUCAUGGAUCGUGUACCCCAGUGGCAAAGUGUAUGUGGCAGCUGUCCGCCUAGAGCGUGUGGUGCUGACGUGCGAGCUGUUCAGGCCCUGGGCUGAGGUACGCUGGACCAAAGAUGGGGAGGAGGUAGUGGAGAGCCCAGCCCUGCUCCUGGAGAAGGAAGACACCAUCCGCCGCCUGGUGUUGCCCUCCGUCCAGCUUGAGGACUCCGGCGAGUACUUGUGUGAAAUCGAUGAUGAAUCAGCUUCCUUCACUGUCACCGUCACAGAGCCCCCUGUGCGGAUCAUAUACCCCCAGGAUGAGGUGACCCUGAUCGCUGUGAGUUUGGAAUGUGUGGUGCUGACUUGUGAGCUGUCCCGAGAGGAUGCUCCUGUGCGCUGGUACAAGGACGGGCUGGAGGUGGAGGAGGGUGAGGCCCUGGUACUGGAGAGCGAUGGACCUCGUCGCCGACUGGUGUUGCCUGCUGCCCAGCCAGAGGACGGGGGCGAGUUUGUGUGUGAUGCUGGAGAUGACUCGGCCUUCUUCACUGUCACUGUCACAGCUCCACCAGAGAGGAUUGUGCGCCCAGCUGCCCGGUCCCUGGAUUUACAGUUUGGGGCACCAGGACAUGUGGAGCUGCGCUGUGAAGUGGCCCCGGCUGGGUCCCAGGUACGCUGGUACAAGGAUGGGCUGGAGGUAGAGGCGUCCGAUGCACUGCAGCUGGGUGCCGAGGGGCCUGCCCGCACUCUCACCCUGCCCCACGCCCAGCCUGAGGAUGCCGGGGAGUAUGUGUGUGAGACCCGAGAUGAGGCUGUCACCUUCAACGUCAGCCUGGCUGAGCCCCCAGUGCAGUUCCUGGCCCCAGAGGCAGCCCCAAACCUGCUUUGCGUGGCUCCUGGGGAGCCGGUGGUGCUGAGCUGUGAGCUGUCCCGAGCGAGUGCACAAGUGUUCUGGAGCCACAACGGGAGCCCUGUGCAGCAGGAUGAAGGACUAGAGCUACAAGCUGAGGGUCCUCGCCGAAUCCUCUGCAUCAAGGCUGCAGACCUAGCUCAUGCAGGUGUCUACACCUGCCAGUCUGGGGCAGCCCCAGGGGCCCCAAGCAUCAACUUCAAUGUCCAGGUGGCUGAGCCCCCGGUGCGGGUAGUGGCCCCGGAGGCAGCCCAGACGAGGGUUCGAAGCGCACCAGGCGGGGACCUAGAGCUGGUGGUGCGCCUCUCCAGGCCAGGGGGCCCUAUACGCUGGUACAAGGACGGGGAGCGCCUGGCAAGCCAGGGGCGGGUGCAGCUGGAACAAGCCGGGGCCAGGCAGGUGCUACGGGUACGGGGGGCACGGAGAGGGGACGCUGGGGAAUACCUGUGCGACGCACCCCAGGACAGUCGCAUCUUCAUCGUCAGUGUGGAAGAGCCCCCACCAGUGAAGCUAGUCUCCGAGCUGACACCCCUGACAGUCCACGAGGGCGACGAUGCCACAUUCCAGUGUGAAGUUUCACCACCAGAUGCGGAAGUCACGUGGCUACGCAACGGAGCUAUUGUCAGUCCAGGGCCCCAGCUAGAAACGGUCCAGAACGGUUCAAGCCGCACUUUGAUCAUCCGGGGCUGCCAACUCCAGGACGCAGGGACCGUGACUGCGAGAGCUGGAGCCACUGACACAAGUGCCAGGCUCCACGUUCGAGAGACAGAGCUGCUGUUCUUGCGGCGGCUGCAGGAUGUGCGGGUCGAGGAAGGCCAGGAUGUGUGCCUUGAAGUAGAGACAGGCAGAGUGGGUGCAGCUGGAGCUGUUCGCUGGCUCCGAGGUGGGGAACCUCUUCCUCUCGACUCUCGCCUGACAACAGCCCAGGAUGGCCAUGUCCACCGCCUCUCCAUCCACGGCGUCCUACUUACCGACCAGGGUACCUACGGCUGCGAGAGCCACCACGACCGCACCCUGGCCAGGCUCAGUGUGAGGCCUCGGCAGCUGAGGGAGCUUCGUCCCCUGGAGGAAGUGACUGUCAGUGAGGGGGGCACUGCCACUUUCCAGCUGGAGCUGUCCCAGGAGGGUGUGACUGGAGAGUGGGCCCAGGGUGGAGUCCGGCUGUACCCAGGACCCAAGUGCCACAUUCAUUCAGAAGGCCGCACCCACCGUUUGGUACUUAGUGGCCUGGGUCUGGCUGACUCGGGCUGUAUCUCCUUCACUGCGGAUACUCUCAGAUGUGCUACUCGGCUCUCAGUGAGAGAGGUCCCAGUGACUAUUGUGCAGGGGCCACAGGACCAAGAAGUGACUGAAGGUGACACAGCCACGUUCGAGUGCCAGCUUUCCCAGACUUUGGCUGACGUUAUGUGGGAGAAGGACGGGCAGCCACUUUCUCUCAGCCCGCGCCUCAGGCUCCAGGCUCUCGGCACGCGCCGCCUUCUGCUGCUGCGGGGCUGCAACGCCUCGGACGCCGGGACCUACAGCUGCACUGUCGGGACGGCCUGCGCUGUGCUUGCACGACUAACCGUGCGCGAACGAGAGGUGUGUGUGCUCGGCGAGCUCCAGUCUGUUAGCGCCCGCGAAGGAGACAGCGCCACGUUCGAGUGCACCGUAUCGGAGACCGAAACCACCGGGCGCUGGGCGCUCGGAGGCCGCGCGCUGAGACCCGGAGGCCGCGUCCGCAUCCGACAGGAAGGGAAGAAACACAUUCUAGUGUUGAGCGAGCUGCGAGCGGAGGACACCGGGGAAGUCAGCUUCCAGGCCGGACCCGCCCAGUCCUUGGCUCGGCUGGAGGUGGAGGCACUGCCUCUCCAGAUGUGCCGUCGCCCACCUCGCGAGAAGACAGUUCUGGCAGGCCGCAAAGCAGUGAUGGAGGUGACUGUGUCCCGCCCUGGGGGCCACGUGUGUUGGAUGCGGGAGGGGGUCGAACUGUGCCCGGGAAACAAGUAUGAGAUGCGCAGUCACGGUCCCACCCACAGCCUGGUCAUCCAUGACGUCCGACCUGAGGACCAGGGCACCUACAGCUGCCAGGCGGGCCAGGACAGUGCUGACACACAGCUGCUGGUAGAGGGUGAGUAA
Messenger RNA from Acomys russatus (golden spiny mouse), 5691 nucleotides. It is a transcript of the gene Obsl1, whose product is annotated as obscurin like cytoskeletal adaptor 1. Bases 1 to 5691 code for a protein of 1896 amino acids. NCBI's taxonomy places the organism in Eukaryota, Metazoa, Chordata, Mammalia, Rodentia, Muridae. The transcript is spliced from 20 exons. The record is from RefSeq and is a predicted model, not a curated record. Gene Ontology annotation, molecular function: protein binding.